Prorocentrum cordatum is the source of this 1735-nucleotide messenger RNA. NCBI's taxonomy places the organism in Eukaryota, Dinophyceae, Prorocentrales, Prorocentraceae. The record is from the annotation of a GenBank genome assembly.
UGGCUCGAGCGCGCUGUGCCCAGCGCGCAAGUCUUGCUAUCCAUAUAACCCGAGCCUCUAUCAGUAUAGUGCGCACUCGUAUGUUAUGAAGAAUCCGCGUGUCGGCGGGCCGCCAUCGGAGUCAAGUUCCGCAGAUCCAGCGGCAGCGUCGCCGCAACCAGCGCGAUGGACGUGGGCAUCCAUGCUUCUCGGUUCCUUCUACGCGGCGUGUGUCGUCGGAAGCCUCCUGGUGUAUGGCCUGUGGCAGGAGCGCAUCAUGUCGCAGCCCUAUGAGGGCGACAUCUUCACGUUUUCUGUCUUCCUGGUGUUCUUCACCAGGAUCGUUGGCCUCGCGUUCGCCCUGGUGAUGGUAGCUGGCACGUGCGAGCCGGUCUACUGCCAAGCUCCGCUUUGGAAGUACGUGGUCGUUUCGGUGCCGACGGUGGUCGCGAGCAUCUGCCAGUUCGAGGCGCUCAGGUACGUGUCGUUCACGAUGCAGAUACUCGGGAAGAGCUCCAAGACAGGCCUGUUGAUGCUGGGCGCGAGGGCCUUCGUGGGCACCAGGUGGGCGCUGUCCGGAUGGGGGGGGGCUCUCAACACCGCUGCGCCGCACAGCCCGUUGCCUUGCGACGGCCUCGGCGCCCGCCAGUCGCUGCAGAUGGCGCCAACUGCGGGCACUGCGCUCAGAGUUAUUGGAUACAAUCCCAUGUGGGCGAGCGGAUUGAGAAUGCAGGAGAUAUUACAUCACACGACGAACUACGACGCGGUGCUGCUCUGUGGAACACAGACGGUGUGCCGCAAGUCCGAGGGUGUUCUGCGGAGUCGAGUUGCAGGCCGCACGAUACUGGAAGCCGUUCACCAGCCUGGGCCAUUUACGACUGCGGCGACGGGCUGUGCGGUGAUCCUGAGAACGGGCUACAAUGAUCGACACAUACGACAGACGUGGUCUCCCCCUCGGCAGCUGGCGGGCAGGGGCUUGGCAGUGCGCAUCCAGAAGGGUGCGAUCGACAUAACCUACGGCGUAUUGUAUUACCCGCCUCAGCCACGCUCGCACCAGGAGAAUGGAGUUUGUCACGAGACGGCGAAGGCACUCACACGCUGGUGGCGAUCGGUGUUGUUGGCUCUCCCGUGUCGCACCUUGCCGCUGUUCUAUUCUGACGUGAACGACGGCAUCGGAGCGCAGGUGAAGGCUGGAGGCUGGAGUCUGGACCGAGCCCCUGUGCGAGGCUACUGGAAGCACGCGCUGCACUUCGACGAUCACGAGCAGAUGUCGGCUCAGGACGCGGGCGACUGGUACAAGAUCGUGGACUGGAUGGUCGCCUUUGGGGUCACGGCCGGGCUGGUGCUGUACAGCGGGCGGGGCAGAACGCGGGCGCUCCCCUUCUGCCACCCUCACAUGCUCACUGGACCACUGGGAACCGAGCACGCAGCUGGCAGCCCACUGCUGGGCCUCGGCCUCCUGGGCAGCUUCGUCGUGCUGGACGGCGUCUCGUCCUUCGUCCAGGACAAGCUGUUCUCUGAAGAACGGGGCACCAAGUACAACCAGCUGCUCUACAACAGCGUGACGGCGGCGCUGCUGUCCCUGGGGAUCCUGCUCCUGUGGGGCAGGGCGAGGGAGUCGCUGGAGUUCUGCAAAGGGCACCCGGCGCUCUACGUGGACGCCUCCAUCAUGAGCGCGGCAGCGAUGAUCGCGCAGUGGUUCGUCCACAUGCAGGUGACUUCGGCCGUCUCGCCUUCGCGGCCACGUUCAAUCUGA